UCCGUUGAGGUGGAGACCACAUGUCCCAAGAUUCCGCGCUCAAACUUGGCCUCAUCAAGCUACGCCUUUGUUUUGAAUAGGCUUCUAGCGGACAAAAUUAUUACAUACUGCACCUUUAUUUGUGCAUCCCUAAUGCCAAUUGAAAGGAGAGAAAUGUUGGGUGUAAAUUGCUGAAUAUCAUUAAAACCUAUUUGCAUGUUUUCAAUAUUUUUGUGUAGUUGAAUUUGCAACAAGCUAACAGCGAACUAUCAAUCAGUUAUUAGUCAAGACUUCCCCAUGAGCAGUGAGUGGAAUUGAGCGCUCAGAAUCGUUUGCAUUGGAGGUCCUAUAGAUGACAGUUGUCCUUCCAGGUUAAUUAACGUCCAGUACUCUGAACGAGUGUGUUCGUUCUCUCAGGUAGAACUGCUUCAACCUCGUCCACUGCUGAGCGCCCUUGAUCUCGUAUCUCAGUCCAGUAAUUGAUGUCAUUUUGAGGGGCUUUUGCCCCCCAGGUUUAAUUAAAGCCGUCAUUAUUCACAGAUCUGCUGCUUAAAUGGUUUCAAUUGUGCAGUUGAUCUCAAUGCGAAAGUGACGCUUUAUAUUGGUGUCACACAAAUGACCGUCUCUCUCUCCAGCUGGGCUGAUGUCACGCCGCUGUUCGUUAUGGAGGUCAAUCACUCUGAAAUACAGUAUCAGCUCUUUCUGUACAACAGAACCGCUGUGUGACCUCGCGUAUUCGCUAGAUGCAAUUUCCCAAUCACAAAUAAUAAAAACGUACGUAAUCUUGUGAAUUUUAUAUUAUUAUGCAGAACCCUGCAGUUCCAUCAUGUUAGGAAACCCUUAAACUAUGAUGCUGUUUUCCAUUGAUACGGUUUCGUCGGUUCAGGUGAAGGUUGCAUGUGAAGUUCAUCAUUGUCAACUACAACAGCUUAAAAUGAAUGCAGAAGAAUUAAACGCUGAUUAUUGUCUCAGUGUUUUAGAUUAGCAUUGUAGAUUACAGCAGCAGCUGUAGAGCGUGUGUGUGUGUGUGUGUGUGUUCAGAUUGUUCAGUUAGUGUAGUUAAUCUCACUCUUUAUCUUCUUUUUCUCUCUGUAAUCCCUCCAUCCGUCUCUUUAUCCAUUUAUCACCAGCCGUUCGACUGCGAGCUUCACAUCUGCUCUAUUUUCAGAGGUUUUGAGACGAUUCAGUGUCUGUAUUAUCAUCAAUAAUGUAAUAUAGUCUCUUGUGAUGCCUAAAAAUAAACGUGUGGCCAGUUGAACAUCAAUUAGGAUUUGAGCAUUUAAUUGAAGUGAAAUGAUGAUGAUGAUGAUAUUUAGUACUGAGAGCAUAAUUCCAUUUGAUGUGAUUUUUACAUGAUUUAACUUCAGUUUAGUGGUCAAAUCGGUUAAUUAACUUUUCUAGGUCUGCUGCAAUUGAUUAAUCGCUUGUUUGUGGUUAUUUGAUGUAAUUGCAAUUGAGAUAACCGUAAUAAUUGUGCAGUUUAAUUUUCAAAUUUGCCAUCCAAAUAAGGGAAGUUUAAGUGCUUAAAGAAAUGCCAUCAAAUGCAUGAUACUGAAUGUACGUUUUCGGUGAAAGAAUGUAAAAAAAACACUGUUAUAAAGUACACAAAGAUGGUCAAAGGUCUUCCUGCAUGUGAAACGAAGGAUUAUGGGUUUAAUCAGGCUGCAUUACUUUAUUAUAUUAUAAAAAGAUUAUGUAAAUUCAUUUUUACAGCAUGAAAGUAAAUCAUAUGGACCCAUUUUAUUAUAAUUUUUAUGUGCUUUUCCAAGUAAAAAACAUUCAAUGUAAUGCAAUCAUUAAUCGCAGUUAUUUGUAUGAAAUUAAUAGUCAGCACAAAAUUCAUGAUCGCGACCUUUUAUAAAAAUUGUUUUUUGGAUUUCUAAUCGGGCAGUGAAUAGAAGGCAAAUAUUAUCUUUGAAAAGCCAAGAUUGGUUUGUUUAUCUUAAAAGAAAGUGCAGAGAGAGAGAGAGAGAGAGAGUGAUAUGGGAGGAGAGACGGAAGAGAGAGAGAGACAGCCGAGAGGGGGAGGAGACACACACACACGGACAGAAAGACAGACCGAGCGAGAGGAGGGGAAUGAGAGAGGGAGAUUUUGAAUGUGUCAGACACUGUCAGAGGGAUUGUGAGCGCUGACGUCUGAGAGCAGGAAACGCUGCCGUCGCUGUUGCUGUUGCCGUCGUGUUGAAUAGGAUGAUGGGAGUCUUUUACCCUCCUGUGCGGCCGGGUUCACAGGACACGAUGGGAGCUCAGGAGGGCGUCGUCACUCCGUUCUCCUCCUUCCCUCCCCCGCCGCCUCCUCCCCCUCAGAACGGCCUGGCGCUGGAGUUUGGGGGGGGCAGUAUUUACCCCGCAGGGGGGCAGACCGAGGCCCCGGCAGGAGUCAGCAACACCUCCUCCUCUAACCCCAGCACUCAACUGUCAGAUGGGUCUCCUCAGGCAGAAGGUCAGUGUGUUUCUGCCGGCGGUUCGGGCAGUGAAGAGUCCUCAGAGGCCAAAGGAACCCCGAAACGGCUCCACGUUUCCAACAUCCCCUUCCGCUUCAGAGACCCAGACCUGCGGCAGAUGUUCGGGCAAUUUGGAAAGAUUCUUGAUGUGGAGAUCAUUUUCAAUGAGCGGGGCUCAAAGGGUUUUGGUUUUGUGACGUUUGAGACCAGUGCAGAUGCAGAGAAAGCGCGAGAGCGUCUCCACGGGACCAUCGUGGAGGGACGAAAGAUCGAGGUCAAUAACGCUACAGCUCGAGUGAUGACCAAUAAGAAGUUGGUUAGCCCGUAUGCUAACGGAGAAGGUCUCAGCACGCUGCCCUACGCUGGGUGGAAAUUGAGUCCCAUGAUGGGCGCGAUGUACGGACCGGAGCUCUACGCAGUUCCAGGGUUUCCGUAUCCUACUGCCGCCUCCGCAGCUGCCGCUUCUGCCGCAGCAACCUUCAGAGGAGCUCAUCAUCUGCGGGGUCGCGGCCGGCCGGUCUAUGGAGCCGUGCGCGCCGCCGUUCCUCAGCCCGCCAUACAGGCCUAUCCCGGUGUGGUGUACCAGGAUGGGUUUUAUGGAGCUACAGAACUGUAUAGCGGCUAUACUGCGUAUCGCUACACCCAGCCGACGGCCGUAGCGAGUCCAACGGCAGCGGCGGCGGCAGCGGCGGCCGCCUACAGUGACAGCUACGGUCGCGUUUACGCGGCAGAUCCGUACGCGGCUGCGUUAGCGGCAGCUCCGGCGGCGGCGGCAGCGUAUGGAGUCGGAGCGAUGGUAAGCCACGCCUCUGCACGUCUGUCACGCUCUCAGUUUUUUGCUUGCAGGUCUCUAACCGAGAUAUGUUUUUCACAGGCCACUCUCUACAGAGGAGGAUACAGCCGGUUUUCGCCAUAUUAACACCUUUAAUACACUUCCAGAUUUUCGGUCUCUCUGAUACUUCACCAACAGCUGCUGACCUUGGAGGGAAAAAUCGAAUCACACUUUUGGACAAAAAAAAAAAAAAAAAGCGAAACUUUCGCAUCUGUUACAAACUUUGAAUAAGGAAUGCAACUCUAAAUCAGUACAUCAAAGAAGGUGGAUUUUUUUUUUUUUUUUUUUUUUAAGGAAUCCUGACAACAUUGAACACUAAAUUGUAACAGAUCUCUGACUGAAACUGCUUUGACUGAGAAGCGCAAAUCAUUUCUUCCUUUGGCUCGUCUCUCUGCACAUAUGCAUGCAGUAACGGCUCUAGACUGCCUCUAGUGGCCAUUGAACUACAUGUGCACAGAGUGUCAGGACCGCAGUGAACAAGUUUAUGUCACCCUUCACUGUUUCACACUACAAUAAUGAUCAAUAUUCUUUAAGAAAUAUAGACAUUCACCCGGACCGCUCUUGUCUCCGUUUUAAGGAUCAUCUUGAAAUGUGUGGAUCCCAUCAGCUCUGUACGGGAGGACGAUGCUAUUAUCCCAAAUACAGCAACAUGAUGAGAGACUACCAUCAUGGUCUUCCUUUCUUUGGAAAGAUCAUGGAUGAAAGGCAACUCCAACAGCUGUUACAAAUCACUGAAGUGUGACGCACACGAACGGGACGAUGUGUCAUAAUAAUCCGUCUUGCUGAAAGCUUUGUGUUCUUUAAACAGUACCUCCGUUCAGACCAUUUUCAAGAGGCGUACCUUUAAAAUUAAAUAGUCAUUAUAUGCAAGUAAACUAGAAUAGACACAAAAUUUUACCAAACAUUAUUAUUAUUAUUAUUAUUAAUUAUUAUUAUUAUCGUCAUUAGUUUCUCAUGGUUGUGUGUGUGUGUUGGCUUUGAUGAAGGGCAGGACAUCAUCUGAAUCCACAUUAAUACACAAAAGGACGCCAAACACCGGCAUAAUGACUAUAGCAAGUAUUUAAAUUAUGCUAAGAAAAUAUUUACAACUUUUUUUUUUCCUUCAGAUUUUGGGAUUGAAAAGCCCUUCUUGUGGAAUAUCGACAAGCUCUUUUAUUAGUGUAGUUUUGUAAAAUAUGCAACUUUCAGCCCAACUUUCUGAGAAGCGGAUUAAAAAAUGUUUGUCGGUUUUUAAAGGAGAACUACAUAGUAUUUUUUUUUUUUUUUUUUUUUUUUUUUUUUUGUCUUGCAGAGUGUGUCCUCUUUCCCUUUAGUAUAUUGGUAUUUUGCUUUCUUGAAUUUUGGUUCCAAAGAAGAGUCAAGCACAUUUUUGAUUUGUGUGUAAACGUAUUUGUAAUUCUAUUGUUUGGUUUUUUUUAUCAAUAGGUUUUUGAUAUCGUUUGAAGUGGCUCGUUAAUGAUUUCAAAAUGGCUGGAAAUGGAAUUGCAGCAUCCUCUUAUUGCAAUCUAAGACAGCAACGGUUUCUUUAUCUGUGAAAACAUGCAUUUCAUUUUUUUUUUUUUUUUUUUUUUUUUUUUUUUUUUUUUCAGUAGAUUCUAGGUGCAUGUAAUUGUAAUCUGGUCCAGGACUGAAAACUUUUUGCCAUUUUAAAGCUUCGGAAUUAAUUUCACUUCAGCGUUUUUGUGUGGACGAGGGGUUGUUUCAUUGACACUAAGAGAACUGGCCUGAUGGAAAAACUGACCACAGUCUGAACACUAAACCAGACAGCUUUGUUUUUUUUAUGUUUAAAUGGUACUUGCAGUCUAUGCAUACACUUUACACAGUAUUAUAAGAGAUUAAAAUAUCUCAGUACCUAAAUUCUGAUCUUCUGGCUUUUAAAGAUGCUAUUGGAAAAGAUACGGCUUGUUUCUCUCUCUCUCUCUGUCCCUUGUACGUUUCUCCUGUAGCAGCGGCUCGGAGCUCUUUGAUAUGAGGAGACGGAAUUCUUGCAUGACGUUUGUCUUCUGAUGAUGGAGUGAGAAGUUUGAAAUCCCCUCCAUUCGUGCAGUAAAGGAUUAAAGAUGGCGUCUCUUUUAUUCUUCAUUCUCGCACCUUAUGAAUAUGAUACCUGUUCCGCAUACUCUCCUUUGGUUUACAGUGUAACCGUGUUUUUGAGUUGAACUAUUUCUCUCUACAUAUUCUGAUUCCAUUUGUGAUGUAAUUUGUAUCUGAAUGUCCAUAUAAACUGUUUUUUUAAACAUCA
Megalobrama amblycephala (Wuchang bream) is the source of this 5497-nucleotide messenger RNA. RefSeq names its product RNA binding fox-1 homolog 2 (gene rbfox2). Gene Ontology annotation, molecular function: mRNA binding. The transcript is spliced from 11 exons. NCBI's taxonomy places the organism in Eukaryota, Metazoa, Chordata, Actinopteri, Cypriniformes, Xenocyprididae. Gene Ontology annotation, biological process: nervous system development; regulation of alternative mRNA splicing, via spliceosome. The record is from RefSeq and is a predicted model, not a curated record. Gene Ontology annotation, cellular component: nucleus; cytoplasm. The coding region runs from base 2170 to 3342 and encodes 390 amino acids.